Molecule: messenger RNA, 1328 nt
Organism: Effrenium voratum
Lineage: Eukaryota; Dinophyceae; Suessiales; Symbiodiniaceae
Source: the annotation of a GenBank genome assembly
UUUGGCUCGCAGCACGGUCAGCGCCGGUCCAAAGGGCCCUCGACUUUUCAGGCCUUCGGCCAUGACGGCGCAGGUAUCACCGGCAGAUCUGAAAUCGCUGCCGAAUCUUCCUGGGUACACUUUCCCAGAGUACAAGGACAGCUAUGCAAGGGCGAACACCUGGAACGUGGUCAACGGCGUGCGAAUCGAGCAGAAGGAGGGGCUCUCCCAUGACAAGCCGAAGUUUGUGAAGGUGAGCAAAGUGCAGGACGUCUGGCGCAGCGGCUCGCUUCCGGACAGCCAGACGCGUGCGGUCUUCAAGAACGCCGGGGGGGACAUCCAGUUCCAAGAGCUCCCGGCCUGGGACGCCUUCGACCGCCACGUGCUGCGCUUCAGCGGCUACUUCAAGGAGUCUGUGGUCGAGACGAACCUGGAGAACUACCGUGUGCGGAAGGUGACGAUCUACUACUACUUGGAGGACGACACUUGCCAGAUCCAGGAGCCCAAGCAAGACAACAGCGGCAUGCCCCAAGGCCAGCUGAUUCGUCGCCAUCGCUUCCCCUCGGCGCAGGGCGGGUACUUGAAAGCUGAGGACCUGCGAGUGGGAGAGACCCUGCAGAUCUAUGGCAGGAGCAUCUUUGUCACAGACUGCGAUCCUUUCACGAGGGAGUACUUCGAGCAGGCGGGGGCGCCCCAGGGGCCUCCGGAGCCCGAGGAGACGGAUCCCUUCCAAGAGACCCGCGACGCCAUGAAGAGCCAUGCGCCAGUACAAGCCAGGACGUACGAGAAGAUGUACAGAGAGGUGAUGCUGGGCGGCGGCCACAUCAACGCGGACAUGCAGCAGUUCCUCGAGAAGGACAAGCAGGUGCUGCGCUUCUUUGCUGUGAUGGAUGAUGUCACCACUCCUCAGUUCGAGCGCCGGCCCUUCACCAUCAUGUUCUUCCUGGCGGACGACACCAUCGAGAUCCGGGAGCAGUACCCUCUGAACUGCGGAAGGGACAACUUCCCGAUCUUCUUCCGGCGCGGCAAGAUGCCGAUGGGCGCCUACAAGGUGGAGGGCCCUCAGGCGCAAGCGCGGAAGAAGAACGAGUUUGUUCAUGGCAACGACUUCAGGGUGAACAUGACAGUGCAGCUGUUGGGCAACUACUCCUUCUUCAUCUACGACGCAGAUGAGUUCACUAGGCGGCACUUCCAGCGGGAGCUCAACGAAGAUCUGGAUCCGCGCAUCGACGUGCGCUUGCCCGACCGCGCCGUGCCCAGGGCCAAGACUCCGCCCUACACGGGCUACGGGUCUUGGGACGACUCCAUGGGCUCGGUGACGCACCUCAUCCCCAAGGUGCCCAAGAAGG